Molecule: messenger RNA, 1200 nt
Organism: Coccomyxa subellipsoidea C-169
Lineage: Eukaryota; Viridiplantae; Chlorophyta; Trebouxiophyceae; Coccomyxaceae
Exons: 8
Coding region: 1-1200 (399 amino acids)
Cellular component (GO): VCP-NPL4-UFD1 AAA ATPase complex
Molecular function (GO): polyubiquitin modification-dependent protein binding
Source: RefSeq, a predicted model, not a curated record
AUGCUCUCGGGAGAGCUGGCCAGGAGUGCUCAGAAGCUGCAGCGUGAGCAGAAGCAACGCUCUGAGGCUCUGCAACGCAAGGCAGAACGGGAAAAGGCUGUCCAAGAAAGGUUGCGCAAGCAGAGGGAGGCACAUGAGGAGGAGCUCAGGCAACGCAGGCUUGUAGAACUAGCAGCUGCUGAGGCGGUGCUGCUGCCGGCUUCAGUAGGGGAUGACUUGAUGCGGCAGGACGCUCCCAAGAACGGCGCGCAGCUGUUUGAGAUUGCAUCCUCCUCUGGAAACACCACACAUGCAGGCGCGUCGCUCUGCCGACUCAUGCUUGAAUUGCAGCCCAAGAGGCCAUUAUGCGUCCUGGCGUUCACGGCUGCGGAGGGAACUAUUGGGAUGCCACCUCAAGUGGCAAGGAACGCCUUUGGAGACGGCGCUUCAGUCUCCCCGGAGGGCGCCACCGUGGACGUCCUCUACCGACGGCUGCCCAAAGGGGAGUAUGUGCGGUUCCAGCCGUGGAGUGCAGAUUUUCAGAGGGAGGUGGGUGGAGAUGUGAGGGCGGUGCUGGAGGCGGCCCUGGAGCGGCACAGCACGUUGAGCGAGGGUGACUGGAUCAGCGUUCCCUUUGCCGGCACCGCGUUUGACCUCACCGUGCAGAAGCUGCGCCCCGGCCGCGCCGUUUCUGUCAUUGACACUGAGAUGGAGGCGGAGGUGGAGCCGAGCCUGGAGACAGAGCAGCGGCUGGCGCAGGAAGAGGCGGCCAGGGCCGAGGCCGACCGCCGGCGCGAGCAGGAGCUUGCUGCAAUGGCGCAGGAAGCUCUGAGGCAGGCAGCCGAGGCGGAAGAGCGCGAGAAGGCGGAGCAGGCAGCUUUGUCACAGGCAGCUGUGGACCUAGAGCGCUUACGGCAGGAAAAGGCGGCGGCUCUGCCGCCGGAGCCGCCAGCGGACGAGGCGGUGACAUCGUGCCUGAUCCGCCUGCCCAACGGCGCACGCUUCUCGAGGCGUUUCCGCGCCAGCGACCCUCUCCUGCACCUCUUUGACUUCGUCGAUGCGCAGGAAGGUGCAGGGGAGGGGCCGGGAAGCUACCGGCUGGUGGCGCAAUUUCCGCGGCGAGUCAUCGGCCCGCACCUGCCGGCACCUGACGCCACCCUGGCCGACGUCGGCCUCGCCUCCCGCCAAGAAGUGCUCCUCCUAGAGCCGCUGCGAUCUUGA